This is a messenger RNA of Portunus trituberculatus (swimming crab), 2214 nucleotides long. It is a transcript of the gene Vps60, whose product is annotated as charged multivesicular body protein 5-like. The record is from RefSeq and is a predicted model, not a curated record. Gene Ontology annotation, cellular component: multivesicular body. The coding region runs from base 182 to 838 and encodes 218 amino acids. NCBI's taxonomy places the organism in Eukaryota, Metazoa, Arthropoda, Malacostraca, Decapoda, Portunidae. The transcript is spliced from 4 exons. Gene Ontology annotation, biological process: vesicle budding from membrane; late endosome to vacuole transport via multivesicular body sorting pathway.
UGUGAAAAAAAAAUAAUAAUCUUAUCAAUGUUGACAUUUCGGUAUGUACUAGGAAAAUAAGCGACCUUGUGCAGGAUCACUUGCACCUGAGUCAUUAGUGGCAUUGCAUGGCGUGACGAGUGUUUCUGGUGCUCGGGUAUCAAGGCAAUAGAUAGAGUGACGUACAUACAUACACACCACCAUGAAUCGACUGUUUGGCCGUGGUAAGGCUAAGGAACCUCCACCACAGCUCAAUGACUGCAUCGCUAAUGUGGACAGCCGUGCUGAAUCUAUAGAGAAAAAAAUUGCACGUUUAGAUGUAGAGCUUGUGAAGUAUAAGGACCAGAUGAAGAAGAUGCGAGAGGGUCCUGCUAAAAAUGCAGUGAAGCAGAAGGCCAUGAGAGUGCUGAAGCAGAAAAAGAUGUACGAGUCACAAGCUGGCAACUUGCGCAACCAAAGUUUUAACAUGGAGCAGGCAAAUUAUGCAACCCAGACACUUAAAGACACAAAAACCACUGUUAAUGCCAUGAAAUUGGGAGCCAAGGAGAUGAAGAAAGAAUUCAAGAAUAUAAACAUUGAUGAAAUUGAGGAUAUACAGGAUGACAUGGCAGAUAUGCUGGAGCAAGCCGAUGAAAUACAAGAUACCCUUGGGCGCAGUUAUGGAACACCUGAAAUUGAUGAAGAUGACCUUGCAGCUGAGCUUGAUGCUCUUGGUGAUGAGGUAUUGCUGGAUGAAGACACCUCAUACCUGGAUGAUGCCAUUAAUGCUCCUAAUGCACCAGAGAAGGAGCCUGGUGCAGAGACCAUCAAAGAUGGCAUGCCUGUUGAUGAGUUUGGCUUGCCCCAAAUGACUACAUGAGUUGAUAAGUGCCACUAUGGAAGGCUUCUGUGCUUCUGUACACUUAAGCAAACAUUUUCUCUCUUUAGUAUUUGUGCAGCAAACUUAGCAACAAAAGUUUAUGUUUUCAUACAUCUUGUUGAUUAAUGUAUGAAGCUUUGGAAAAUGGUUGGUAGGAUGCCUUGAAAUUGGUCAUAUUGACAAGUCUCAUGAAAGUGUGUGUGUGUGUGCACGCACGCAUGCAUGCGUGUGCAUGUGUGCUUGUGAGUGAGCGAGCAUGCUUGCAUUUUUGUGUGUGUGUGUGUGCACAUGACUGAAUUGCUAAUCAAUAUCAUAUAUGAUUCACAAAUAAGUUUUAGCAUCUCAGUGUGGUCACAUGUCUAUUAUAAUUUAGUAAAAGAGCAAAUAGUUUAGUAUUUGUUAUCAACGUCAUCACCCAAUAUAAGUACAUCCUUUCUUUCCAUCAUGUGAAACAUUGUGGUAUUGAUCUGUAUUACAGAAUAGUACGUGUAUACAAAGAUUUUAUUGACUGAUUGGAAAGCUACUUUAGUAUCAUUAUUUAUGAUUGGUGCAUAAUUAUGCAAAAAUAAAGGCUCUACAUUUAUUACUUUCUAAAUAAAAUUCUACUUGAUUUAUUUCAGUAUAAUUUCAUAAAAAAUUAGUUUUUGUCUCAUUACAUUGGUUUACAAAAAAAAAUUUGCUUUGAGGCAAGGAUGUGAAAAGGUGUUUUUAAAUAAUUUUUAUGAGGUGAAUUCAAAUAUCUGAACAGUUUUGCUCCAUCACCUCUAGUUUUUUUGUUUUCACAUAUCUUUUUUCAAUUAUACCACAUAAAUUCAAGAUAUAAUGUGUUUAUUACAUCUGUUACAAAGGCAUAUUACAGAAAUAAAAUAUGAUACAAGAACAUUGAUGGAACUAAAUUAUUCCAAAACACAAUACAUAAAUUAUAGUACAGCAGACGGUUAGAAGAGAGUCUUUUUAUGAUAUUGUGUGCUUUGCCUCUGGGAUGCCAAGCAAGAGCAUCCAGCAGAAAUCCCCAUCACUCUGGGGCUCCACUUGCCUUGGUAGUUGCUCUCCUUCUUAGUAAUAUCUUGGUGGAACUCACUGCUCUGAGGUUUGGAGAGAAGAAGUCAAGGUGUAUAUCUCAAAAACUAGAGGUGAUGAUUGAAAAUUGUUUCAAAUAUGAAAUCAGUACCUCAGAAUUAGGCUAUAACAACUACUUUUAUGCUUGCCUUAAUUUAUCUGUAAACCUGUGUUAUUAUUGUGAAUACUUCAUAUAAAGAAAAGUAAUCAUGGAUUCCUUCCAGCAUGCAGAACUGCAACACACAUAUAGUUAUGCAAUCAGGAAAAAUAAUGUAAUUACAGUGCUAAUUGUAUGUGUAAUAAAUAUAUUACUUAUC